Molecule: messenger RNA, 1137 nt
Organism: Polychytrium aggregatum
Lineage: Eukaryota; Fungi; Chytridiomycota; Chytridiomycetes; Polychytriales
Exons: 1
Coding region: 381-1055 (224 amino acids)
Source: RefSeq, a predicted model, not a curated record
CGCAGGAUGGUUUCGUCGCCUCGCCUCGGUUGCCGGUCCGUGGCAGGCCCGCCUGGUCGGCCCAAUCACCCCUGCUCUGGAGGACCUCGUCGGGACUGCCAACGACUGCCAGCGACUGUCCAUGGCUGCGUCAGCACUGCUUUGGCUGCAUCGGGGCCGUCUGCGGGUUGGACGGUCGUCGCUGAGGCCAGGCGACAUGACGUGAGAGCAAGGCAGGGCCGGGAUCGAUCCCCUCGGCUGGAGCAAAGUGAUCCGCCAGCGAUAUUUCAGUCGCCUGCAGCCGGCAUCGCUGGAGAGCCUGGUCGACUUUCGAGCCUCGGCACCACUUGGCUUCCACCGCUGCUGCUACUGCCGUCGCUGCCGCGGCACCCACUCACUGAAUGCUGAACAGCGACUUUGUGGUCGAGACAACCGACGCUGGUGUCGGCAAUCGGACAAUGAGCCAGAGCAACUCUGGGAUCGCAACGCAUCCCAGUGCGUGGACGCCGACCAAGACACUCCUCAAGCACCUGGCGGCGAUUCUACUUUCGAUCCUGCUAUGGACGGCCCUGACGGCCGCCCUGCCGUUCACCUACCCCAUCGGCGACAGCCUCGGCAGCGGCGCAUGGCUCACCCUCGUCUGGAUGUAUAUCUUUUCGCGCCUGCCUUCAUUCGCAUGCACGUCACUCCUGUCGACCCUCUUUGCGCACGAGUUGAUGAUCCUUCCGCUCUCAAGAUAUAGCUACGUUCGGGGCUGGGUUCCCGUCUUUGCCCAUUUCGGAUACUGCCUCGGUCUCGACAUAACCCUGCUUCUCGUGGCUGGCUUCCUGAACCCGAUCCGAACGCUUCUCACGGUCGCCUGUCGCCAAGCCCUGGACAUUGUCAUCAUCGGCACCACCUUUGGAAACUGGGGUCCAGCCGCCCUUCGCCACUCCAGAGGGUGGUGGAAACGGGUGUUUCUGUCGAUAUCAGUCAUGGGCUUCACGCAUCUGUUCUGGCUUGGCUCGGUAAGCGCAGAAUCUAUCAGGGCAGGGCAGGGCAGGGCAGGGCCGAACGGAUCGAUAAGGCCGGGAUGAAGCUGUGCGGGAAUCCAUUGCCGACAGUGUCUUCGUGGGGCAGGUGGCCGUCUGAGUGUGCGAUUGGAAGCCCGGUCUGUGC